AUGUACUUAUGGAAUUCUGUAACACUCAUUUUUGGUCUAUUAUAUUUAACGAUCAUUGCACUGGCCACACAAUCUGUUAAAGGCAAUAUUUUGAAUACUUUAUUGGGUGUACCCUCGGAGUGUGUUCAUCAAGGUGGUGUGUGGCCCUGUAAAUUAUCAUUUUCCUGCUGGCUACAGGGUGGCAAACAUGCAAGAGGCUGUGGUACCAAUAAAUGGUUAUUUUCCUGUUGCAUAGCAGCCGAGGGAGAUGUAUCGCCGGCUGCCAACUUGGUGGAAACAGCUUUGGUGGAAUAUAACAAAAAAGUAACAUCACUGCCAAAGAGGGUAUUUUUAAGAAGACGAGAUGACAAUGAACUAUUAUUAAAACCUGAAUGCGGCUUAGCACGCAGUUUCCAACAGACUCUACAAAAACGCAUUAUUGGCGGUAGACCAGCCCACUUUGCCGAAUAUCCUUGGCAGGCUCACAUUCGCAUUGCCGAAUACCAAUGCGGUGGUGUGUUGGUGUCAAAGAAUAUGAUAGCUACGGCUGCUCACUGCGUACAGCAGGCCCGUCUUCAGGAUAUUUCAGUUUAUUUGGGUGAAUUGGAUACACAAAAUUUGGGCCAUACCCAAGAGCCAUUGCCUGUGGAAAAACAUAAUGUUAUACAAAAGAUUAUACAUCCUUUGUUUGAGUUUCGCAUGACUCAGCCGGAUCGUUAUGAUUUGGCGCUAUUGAAGUUGGCCAAACCAACGGGAUUUAGUGAACACAUUCUGCCAAUAUGCCUGCCGGUAUAUCCUAUACGCUUGAUUGGUCGCAAGGGUACUGUGGCUGGCUGGGGUAAAACAGAGGCCAGUUUGGGACAGGCGGGCACAAAUAUGUUGCAGGUUGCUAAUGUGCCAAUAAUAACUUCUUUAGAAUGUUUACGAUGGCAUGAGAGCAAACAAAUCAAUGUGGAACUUUUCAAUGAAAUGUUUUGUGCCGGGCACUCAGAUGGUCAUCAAGAUGCUUGCUUGGGUGAUUCUGGUGGACCACUGAUAAUUAAAGAACGUGGUCGUUUUGUUUUAGUUGGCAUUACCAGUGCCGGUUUUGGUUGUGGCGUCGAUCAUCAGCCGGGUAUUUAUCACAAUGUCCAAAAGACUAGCAAAUGGAUACAAGAGGUUUUAGUGCGCAAUGCAAUUUAGUUUAUGUUUAAAACCAAUUUUUAAUAGACAAAAAUCCUAAUAUUAUUCUUUUAGUUUGUAAAUUUAU
Calliphora vicina (urban bluebottle blowfly) is the source of this 1228-nucleotide messenger RNA. RefSeq names its product serine proteinase stubble. Bases 1 to 1161 code for a protein of 386 amino acids. Lineage: Eukaryota; Metazoa; Arthropoda; Insecta; Diptera; Calliphoridae. Gene Ontology annotation, molecular function: serine-type endopeptidase activity. The transcript is spliced from 7 exons. The record is from RefSeq and is a predicted model, not a curated record. Gene Ontology annotation, biological process: proteolysis.